Molecule: messenger RNA, 408 nt
Organism: Penicillium manginii
Lineage: Eukaryota; Fungi; Ascomycota; Eurotiomycetes; Eurotiales; Aspergillaceae
Exons: 1
Coding region: 1-408 (135 amino acids)
Source: RefSeq, a predicted model, not a curated record
AUGGGCCAUCGAGAGCCAACCAUUCUGCAACCACCACGACCGCCCACAGGUCACGUGCGAAACAUCAUAAGGAACCAUGGCCUUCCCACUAGAGCCACACGAUACAAGAUAACUGGGUCAACAAAUGGAGAAGCCAUGAUUAACCCAGGCAUCGUGCGGAAGGCCUCGUCUUACGUCAAGCUGGUCCCCACGAGUCGUUCCACCCUACGACGGCUCGGUUCAUACGACGAGGCAGGGCGCGCGACGGAAGGCGCCGCAGGAACCAGACCAUCGCACGAAUUACCACGAGUUCCCAGUAACCCAGAAGAAAUCGUGGAGGUUCGCAUGAUAGCACCCGACGCAGGGACAAGGACGCCAUGCGACAAGCACGUGAUCACAGGGUAUACCAGCGGGUAUACCAAGAGGUAA